AGUUUUGUCUUGUCAAAAUGCAAAUUUAGACAUCUGGAAUGUAAUUACGGAUAGUCAGACAAAACCGAAUUUAUGUUAAAAAGGCUUGCCAUAAUUCGACCGGAACUAUUCAUUUUACCAUACCAAUCCUUAUUGCGGAACUAUAAGGCUUGACGUCGUUUUCACGAGAUUUAAACAUCGACGGACAAUAUGCCCGUUCUUUCUCUGUUUAAUACUUGAAAACUUGUUUUAUAACAACAGUGUAUAUUUUCUGUUCUGGGUUGAUAACAUUGCUCUAUCCAGACUCCUCCACCCAGUGGAAGGUGGAGAUGACCUGAGGUUUUCAGUGGGUGAAUCCCUCUUCAGGCGUUGUUUUGCGCGUCUGCAGAGACAUGUGUGAUCCGGAGCAGAAGGACCUGUAUGCUGUGCUGGGCGGCAGCCCGUCGGACUCCCUUCAACAGCUCAGACACAGAUACCAGCAGCUGGCUCUGAAGUACCAUCCAGACCGUCUUGGAGGUGAAAACUCUGCAGAGCCUAGUGUGAGAACAUUUCUUGAAGUUGAUGCAGCCUGGAAGAUUCUUGGUGACCAAACCACAAGAAGAGAAUAUGACCUGCAGAGGCGAGCACAGGAACUGAAACAGAACUGGACAGUAGAUUCUACCGUUGACCUGGAGGACAUGACAUGGGAGACAGACGGGUGUGAAUGCAGCUACAGCUGCCGCUGUGGAGGAACAUUCAGCGUCUCAAAGGAGGAGGUGGAGGAGGAGACACAGAGGAGGCUUCAGGAGCUUAAUGAGCAGGAAAUGCACCGAGGAGCGCAGAGCGGCGUGCUCGUCUGCUGUGAUACCUGCUCACUCACUAUUUAUGUCACUUGGUCGCUAAAUAAAAAGAUGCAUAUGUCAAAAUAAAGGUUAUUUUUUUAAA
This is a messenger RNA of Gambusia affinis (western mosquitofish), 903 nucleotides long. It is a transcript of the gene dnajc24, whose product is annotated as DnaJ (Hsp40) homolog, subfamily C, member 24. Gene Ontology annotation, biological process: positive regulation of ATP-dependent activity. Gene Ontology annotation, molecular function: ATPase activator activity; ferrous iron binding. The transcript is spliced from 5 exons. Lineage: Eukaryota; Metazoa; Chordata; Actinopteri; Cyprinodontiformes; Poeciliidae. The record is from RefSeq and is a predicted model, not a curated record. The coding region runs from base 372 to 887 and encodes 171 amino acids.